GCGGGAAUCCUGGCAGGCCUUCGUUCCGAGGCUUCUCUAUUAUGCAGGUCUGAUUUUCGGGGCGGGGCGAAAAAUGCUACAAGCAUAAAAGUCGUCCUUUCCCUCUUCUCCCCUCACUUGGUUCCCUCUCCGUGCUGGUAUCCAAGUGUAUUUAGAGAGUUGCCAUCGAAAUAACUGUUGCAAACAUGUCGCCCAAUAUGAGCUUCACCUGCAGUCUCACCUUUGCACUGUUGUUGCUCCUGUGUAUCCCAUUGAUUGAUGCUCGACCGCGUCCAGCCGAAGUCGAGCGUCGGCAAUUGGUCAGUUCCGUCGUGACUCUCACGCUGAUCAGUCCCACUAGUCCGUCAAGUGCUUCUGUUGAGCCGACUACCGAGCCAACCACCACGACCACUGCCACUACCACUACUACUGAGUGGACUGCGACCACCACUACGGUAGCAACGUCUCCGACUCCCACGUGUACGCCUGGUGAACCCGCCGCCGGAUCAUGGCUUGACUCCAUUUUUGGCCAAGGUCUGGAUCGGAUCCUGAUGAACACCGCGAGUGUGUAUAACAGCAGAAUCUUCCCAGUGUUGCAAAAAUGCGACGUUAUCAAGUCGGAUGUUGAUGAAGAUCUACAACGCUUUUACUUUCUCUACCACCUGGCCCAAAAUCUAAUUCACGAACCAGCUCUUACCGGAAACCUGACCGCACAAGGCAUUCUGAGCGAUGCCAUAUGCGAUGUUUUGGAGGCUGUACACAGCCUGAUGAGUCUCGUCGAUUUCUACGGAAACUCUUCCUGCACCAGUAAUCUUGUGUCGGUCGCCGAGAACGGCAUGUCCGUAGGAAUCUGGCCAUGCUUGCAAGAUUCUUAUCCCGGGGACGGAUCGAAUAAACCCUUCCUGUUCCCUCAAGCUGAUCUCGAAACGAAGAAGCCAGAUGUAAUUGCAAUCGCACAGGGCUUUGGUUGCCGUGGAAAUGUGGUCAAAAGAAUGAUGAAAAGGUCGGAGAUCCUGAGUGGCGUACAGCGGAUUUAGAUUAAAGCGCAGAGGAGAAAGUGAUGAAACACUAGAUGUAGUUGAUAUGUGUAUAUGUGUGCUUACCUGCGUUCUAUUUAUACUUAAGCUUUAAUGUUAAUAAUACUUUUGUGUCAUCGGUCGA
Molecule: messenger RNA, 1140 nt
Organism: Spizellomyces punctatus DAOM BR117
Lineage: Eukaryota; Fungi; Chytridiomycota; Chytridiomycetes; Spizellomycetales; Spizellomycetaceae
Exons: 2
Coding region: 186-1016 (276 amino acids)
Source: RefSeq, a predicted model, not a curated record